UUCAUUUCUCUUUGAUACCACACAUAUAAAAUUUUCAGAACUAUAUAUUUGACUGCGAAAUUUGAUAUGGGUUUUUCCUGGGCUAUGUUCUCUCGUGUUUUGUUUCUUGUUCUUCUUCUUACAUUUUAUAGCUCGGGAGCAGAAGUUGUCACCGUUGAUGUUCAUGCAACUAAGGAUCCUAUCAAUUCUGGCCACAAAUAUCUGGAUGUUAGCUUGGGAGCAGAAGUUGUCACCGUUGAUGUUCAUGCAUCUAAGGAUCUUAUCAAUUCUGGCCACAAAUAUCUAGAUGUUAGGACUGUGGAAGAAUUCAAGAAAGGGCAUGUGGGUGCAGACAAGAUCUUGAAUAUUCCUUACUUGUUCAAUACACCAGAAGGUAGGGUGAAAAAUCCUCAGUUCUUAAGCGAGGUUUCGUCUGUUUGCAACAAAGAGGACCAAAUUAUUGUGGGUUGUCAAAGUGGGGUCAGAUCCUUCUCUGCAACUGCUGAUCUUCUUAGCGCUGUAAGUCUUACGAAAAUUAAAUUGAUUGUAUAUAUCUUUCAAUUAUUAGCUGGUCAGAUUUCAUGCUUAAUUAAUAAAAAAGCUUCUUGAACAUCAUAAUUUCCGCAACAAUUUUAAGAAUUUCUUCAUAUUUUUUUACAAUUUCUUCAUCAUAUUUUGUUAACUGAACAAUUAAAGAGAAAACUGAGGGGGGGUAAAAGAAAGGGUAAUUAAAAAAAAAAAAAAAAAAACUUGCUGUAGUAAAUGAGAUGGCAGGGUUUCAAGCAUGCAAGCAACAUGGGAGGAGGCUAUCUCGCCUGGGUGGAGAAUGGGUUUCUUGUGCAAAAGCCACACGCUGAGCUGUGAGCUCUAUAAUUGUAUAAAACAACCAUAAUUUGCAGCCACGAGCAAAACAUUGUAGAAUAUGUACUUUUUUUUAGAGAAUAAUUUAUGAGAUAUGUAUUUAAUUUUUUUUAGUAAA
Molecule: messenger RNA, 958 nt
Organism: Quercus robur (English oak)
Lineage: Eukaryota; Viridiplantae; Streptophyta; Magnoliopsida; Fagales; Fagaceae
Product: thiosulfate sulfurtransferase 18
Exons: 5
Coding region: 67-588 (173 amino acids)
Molecular function (GO): catalytic activity
Source: RefSeq, a predicted model, not a curated record